Molecule: messenger RNA, 1478 nt
Organism: Asparagus officinalis (garden asparagus)
Lineage: Eukaryota; Viridiplantae; Streptophyta; Magnoliopsida; Asparagales; Asparagaceae
Product: pto-interacting protein 1-like
Exons: 7
Coding region: 83-1168 (361 amino acids)
Biological process (GO): protein phosphorylation
Molecular function (GO): protein kinase activity; ATP binding
Source: RefSeq, a predicted model, not a curated record
UUUUUUCCUCCUCCAGCAUCACUUUCUUGGUUAUAAAGUAGCAAAGUUGCUGUCUUUGGGGAAGACUUCCUUAAUUGGAUUUAUGGCGUGUUUUGGAUGCUGCGGAGAAGAAGACUUUCACCAAGCUACUGAUGCGGGAAGGCCUUUCACUGCACACCAUGCAACGGGAAACGACGGUUAUCGUGCCUCAGAAUCUGCUCCCAAAGGUGCUCAACCUGUCAAAGUCCAGCCUAUCGCAGUUCCUGCUAUUCCUGUUGAAGAAUUGAAAGAAAUAACAGACAACUUUGGAACCAAUGCUCUAAUUGGAGAGGGUUCGUAUGGUAGAGUGUAUUACGGAAUCCUAAAAAACGGGAGAGCUACAGCUAUUAAAAAGUUAGACGCCAGCAAACAACCGGACCAAGAAUUUCGGGCACAGGUGUCCAUGGUAUCGAGGUUGAAACAUGAAAAUGUUGUUGAGCUACUGGGUUACUCUAUUGAUGGAAAUCUCCGUGUUCUUGCUUACGAGUUUGCAACUAUGGGAUCCCUUCAUGACAUCUUACAUGGGCGGAAAGGCGUGAAGGGGGCACAGCCAGGUCCAGUUUUGUCAUGGGCACAAAGAGUGAAAAUCGCUGUAGGGGCUGCUAAAGGACUUGAAUAUCUGCACGAGAAAGCACAACCUCAUAUCAUACAUCGUGAUAUUAAGUCCAGCAAUGUACUACUAUUUGAUGAUGAUGUAGCUAAAAUAGCUGAUUUUGAUCUGUCAAAUCAAGCUCCUGAUAUGGCAGCACGUCUUCAUUCAACUCGUGUUCUUGGAACCUUUGGUUAUCAUGCUCCAGAGUAUGCAAUGACUGGGCAGCUUAGUUCCAAGAGUGAUGUUUACAGCUUUGGUGUAGUACUUUUGGAGCUCUUGACUGGCCGUAAACCUGUGGAUCAUACAUUACCACGAGGCCAACAGAGUCUUGUCACAUGGGCAACACCAAGGCUUAGUGAAGACAAGGUAAGGCAAUGCGUUGAUACAAGGUUGGGUGGAGAGUACCCUCCCAAGGCCGUUGCAAAGUUGGCUGCAGUAGCUGCUUUGUGUGUGCAAUAUGAAGCUGAUUUCCGACCCAACAUGAGCAUCGUUGUCAAAGCUCUCCAGCCUCUACUCAAUGCUCGAUCUGGUCCUCCUGGCGAAAACCAUGGAUUGUGAAUUCCUUCAGCCUCAUUCUUGUUGAGCGCUCUUUUUAGCAUAACCCAGCUUGAGAGCUUGUUUGCUGACUUCCUGUAGAUGUAUGCACCACUAUUCUUGGGUGCUUAUAUAUUAUUCAAAAACCUAAAUAUGCUUGAAAUAUUCGUUUUCUUGUUAAUAUACAGUUAUCCAUGUGAAGUUGUCUAGUGAAACUCCCGUUCCUUUUGUUUUUUUACCCUUUCUGAUGACAGUGCGUUUGUGUAAUAAUCAGUGCUGCAAUAUGUGAGUUUAACUUGGUCUGCUCAAUGAUAAAAUGUUCAAGUUUUCUGUA